Molecule: messenger RNA, 3284 nt
Organism: Gadus morhua (Atlantic cod)
Lineage: Eukaryota; Metazoa; Chordata; Actinopteri; Gadiformes; Gadidae
Gene: rbm25a
Product: RNA binding motif protein 25a
Exons: 18
Coding region: 192-2927 (911 amino acids)
Biological process (GO): regulation of alternative mRNA splicing, via spliceosome
Cellular component (GO): spliceosomal complex
Molecular function (GO): mRNA binding
Source: RefSeq, a predicted model, not a curated record
UCCCCAUGAUGCAUUUCGCGGAGGAUAGGGCCAGUCGUCGGCUACACAUCUUCUGCUAACGACCCGGAGGGGGGUAUAGUUUUCAACUUUUUUUGUUAGAUUUACUAAACCGGCCUAUGUUUGGAUAGCGUCUAGGGAUAUUCUCACCGGCUGAACCUGUCUCCUGACCCCAGGACCCGCCGCCCCGCAGGAUGUCAUAUCCUCCUCAUCUCAACCGCCAACAAAUCGGCAUCCCGCAGCUUCCCCCCAGGAUACCCCCGCCUCAGUUUGCGGGGUUCUCCCAGACGGUCCCCCCAGGCACUCCAAUGAUUCCAGUUCACAUGGGCCUGAUGGCAGCCACACCCCCUGUGCUGCUGCCCCCCGCCGUGUCCAUGGUGCCGAAGCCGGCGGCCCCCAAGAAGGAGGCCCUGCUGCCCUUGCGGCCCCGCGAGGCGGAGGACGCGGGCAGCGGCGGCCCCACCACCACCGUGUUCGUGGGCAACAUCUCGGAGAAGGCCUCCGACAUGCUGGUCCGACAGCUGCUGGCGAAAUGUGGAAUUGUUCUUAGCUGGAAGAGAGUGCAGGGAGCUUCAGGGAAACUUCAAGCGUUCGGCUUCUGUGAGUACAAGGAGCCUGAGUCAACACUGCGUGCCCUGCGGCUGCUCCACGAGCUGUUGCUAGGCGACAAGAAGCUGCUGGUCAAGGUGGACGCCAAGACAAAGGCCCAGCUGGACGAGUGGAAGGCCAAAAAGAAGAGUGCCAAUGGGGGCACGGGGGGCGUGGCCAAGGAGGAGGAGGCGGGGCUGGAUGAGGAGAGCCAGCGGCGGGACCAGGUGGUAAAGGGGGCGAUCGAGGGGCUCCUCCGAGAGUACGCAAGCGAGCUCAACGCCCCCUCGCAGGACGGCGAGAACCACCCCCGCAACAAGAAGAGGAAGGAGAAGAAAGAGGAGGAGGACAUCAACGCCAUGGAGAUGGAGGACGACAAGAGAGACCUGAUCUCCAGGGAGAUCAGUAAAUUCCGCGACACGCACAAGAAACUGGAGGAGGAGAAGGGCAAGAAGGAGAAGGAGCGCCUGGAGCUGGAGAAGGAGAGGAGGGAGCGCGACAAGGAGCGCGAGAGGGAGAGGGAGCGGCGGGACCGGGAGAAGGAGAAGGAGAGGGAGCGCGAGAGAGACAAGGAGCGCGAGAGAGACCGCGACAGAGAGCGGGACCGGGACCGGGAACGCGAGCGGGAGCGAGAGCGAGAGAGGACCAAGGAGAGGGAGAGAGAGCGGGAGCGAGACCGGAGCCGGGACGCCAGCGAAGACCGCAGCAGGUCUAGAGAGAGGACCAGGGAGGACAAGAAGAGGGAGCGGGAGGAGGACGAGGAGGACGUGUACGAGCGCCGGCGGCUGGAGAGGAGGCUCCGGGACAAGGAGGCGGCCUACCAGGAGCGGCUGAAGAACUGGGAGAUCCGGGAGAGGAAGAAGGCCCGGGACUACAGCAAGGAGACGGAACGCGACGAGGAGCGACGCAAGGAGACGACCAAAGAGGCCAAGAGACUAAAAGAGUUUCUGGAGGACUACGAUGACGACCGGGACGACCCCAAGUACUACAGGGGCAGCGCUCUGCAGAAACGUCUUCGCGACCGGGAAAAGGAGGCGGAGCUGGACGAGCGGGACCGCAAGCGGGAGAAGGAGGAGCACGAGGAGAUCCGGCAGCGGCUCCUGGCCGAGGGGCACCCGGACCCCGACGCCGAGCUGCAGAGGGUGAGUCCUGCUGCCUCGGGAGCUCCGCAGGUGGAGCAGGUGGAGCGGGUGGAUGGUUCGAUCCCUGGCUCCUGCUGGGCGAAAGAGAUGGAGGAGGAGGCUGAGCGACGGAGGCAGCCCCCCCUGAAGUUGGAGCCCGAGGAGGAGCCCCCCCCCCAGGAGAAGAGCCACAAGGAGCGGGACCGCAACCACGACCGAGACCGCAACCACGACCGGGACCGGGAUCGGGACCGGACGGAGCGGCGGGGCUCGUCGAAGCCCGCAGAUCCGGCCCCCCGCGGGCCCACUCCUCCGGCCCACUCGGAGGAGGAGGAGGUGGAGGUGAGGGGUCUCGAGGAGGAAGAGGAGGAAGAGGAGGAGGGGGAGGAGGAGGCGGCGGAGCAGCUGCAGCAGCAGGAGGAGGAGGAGGAGGAGGAAGAGGAGCUGUACCAGUACCAGGAUGGCGAGGACUCGCAGGACGGCAAGCCGGGCUUGAAGCCCACGCUGCGGCCCGUGACCUCCGCCCCCUCGGUGUCGUCGGGCAGCGACGGCGCCGCCACGCCCAACACGCCCGGCAACGAGUCCCCGUGCGGCAUCAUCAUCCCCGGGGAGAACUCCCCGGAAACCCAGCCCACCGAGGAGCUGAGGCCCAAGAUCGGCCUCAGCCUCAAGCUGGGCGCCACCAGCAGCCCCAGCCAGCCCAACGCGGUGAAGCGGAAGAAGCUGGCCACGGUGGACAGCGUGUUCAACAAGUUUGACGAGGAGGAGGCGGAGGACGUGCCCCGCAAGCGGAAGCUGGUGCCGCUGGACUACGGCGACGACGACAAGAGCCUGGGCCUGGACGGCGCCGAGAUGCCCAGCGCCAAGGGCAACGCCAACAUGGAGGAGAAGCGCAAGCACAUCAAGAGCCUGAUCGAGAAGAUCCCCACCGCACGGCCCGAGCUCUUCACCUACCCCCUGGACUGGUCCAUGGUGGACUCGACCCUGAUGGACCGCCGCAUCAGACCGUGGAUCAACAAGAAGAUCAUCGAGUACAUCGGGGAGGAAGAGGCCACGCUCGUGGACUUUGUGUGCUCUAAGGUGAUGGCUCACAGCACGCCCCAGGGAAUACUGGACGACGUUGCCAUGGUUCUCGACGAAGAGGCGGAGGUCUUCAUCGUCAAAAUGUGGCGUCUGUUGAUUUACGAAACGGAAGCCAAAAAGAUCGGACUGGUGAAGUGAAGUCUUUCCUCUGGUGUCUCUUGAUUCCUCCUCGGCUGCCUACAAGACUGUAAACCAGGCUGCCAGGCCUCCACCUCCUCCUCCUCCACCUCCCGCUCCAUCAGCCAAGGAGCACCUCGCUGGCUGUGCGAGUGUUUUGCAGAAAGCUGCGCUUGACCUCGGAGAGGCGGGACCGAGCUCCGAGCGAAGUGCAUGAUCCCGAGUUUGGUUCGUUGGAGCCUGGUCAAGGCAACACCAGAAAUGUAUUUUAUCGUUCUUCGGAGCAUUGGACACCACAUUUAUGCUUUUAAUUUACUGUCGUCAUGUCAAGGCACUACUCUGUUGUGUGAACUAAUAAACAUCCCCUUUUUAAGAAAA